AUGGACGAAAUGCAGGCACUUGUUGAACGUUACGGUGACCCGGAGAUGCCAUUUUUCUAUGGUCUUCUUAAGACUAUCAUAGUGGAUUCGGGAGAAGAGGAAGCUUUUGUGGUGUGGCGACAAUGCUCACUAGCUUCGCUCCAGUAUGGAAACGAGAAGGUUAUCAGUUGUGAAGGUUGUCCUGAUGGUGUCGUGCCUUUGGUAUGUCAAGACGAGAACAACGAGGGCGUUAUCUGCGCGGAAUGUCAAGAAAAUUCCAACCGAAGACACAGGAAUGAGCUUGAGAACUUCUCGAACCGCGUGGUUAACGUCCAGCAACUGAGUGAUGACCAGGCAGUUCCGACGACCGAGAACUUGACUUCGGACGCUAAUACUUCGGGUCGACGGCGGUCGCGACGUAUCCGACCAGGUGCAGUGUGUACUUGGCCUGUUGCAGCUAGUGCUACCGAUACAGUUUAUAUGCUCAAGGCGAAGAUUUAUGCGGAGAUCGAUGCGUUGCCCAUACGACAGCGACUUUACUAUAAAGGAAAGUUGCUAGAAGAUCAUCGCACACUCAAACAAUGCGGGAUCAAAGCUGGCGACGCUGUCUUCAUGCGGUUAUCGGAAGACAAUGCGGAUGAUCUUGUGAUGGAAGAAAGCCAGGAGCGUGAAGUGGGGUUCGCAGACUCGGUUUUCCUUUCGCAUUCGUCGACUAUCAGUCAAAUUGUGAAACUUGAUAAAGCUCCAGAUACCAGCGGGGACCGAGCUAUGGCUUUGGCGAUGGCCAACGGCCAUGAAACUCGCGUGUGGGUGUGUUCUGCCUGCACGUUCGUCAACGAUGACACGGACAGUGUUUGCGAGAUGUGCUCGACGACGAAAGAUAGCUCUCUAUGA
Molecule: messenger RNA, 873 nt
Organism: Phytophthora nicotianae INRA-310
Lineage: Eukaryota; Oomycota; Peronosporomycetes; Peronosporales; Peronosporaceae
Exons: 2
Coding region: 1-873 (290 amino acids)
Molecular function (GO): protein binding
Source: RefSeq, a predicted model, not a curated record